CGAGGCCCCGCCCCGCGCCAGGUCGCGUCCCGCUUCCGCCUGGCGGUCCGGGUCAGUGUCCCGCGGCUGCAAGGUGGAUGAGGCCAGUGAGACUCAUGAAGGUGUUCGUCACCCGCAGGAUCCCCCCCGAGGGCCGGGCCGCGCUCGCCCGGGCUGCGGACUGUGAGGUGGAGCAGUGGGAUUCAGACGAGCCAAUCCCUGCCAAGGAGUUGGAGCGAGGUGUGGCCGGGGCCCACGGCCUCCUCUGCCUCCUCUCGGACCAUGUGGACAAGAGGCUCCUGGACGCCGCAGGAGCCAAUCUCAAAGUCAUCAGCACAAUGUCCGUGGGCGUUGACCAUUUGGCUUUGGAGGAGAUCAAGAAGCGCGGCAUCCGUGUGGGCUACACCCCAGAUGUCCUGACCGACGCCACGGCAGAACUCGCCAUGUCCCUGCUGCUCACCACCUGUCGCCGCUUGCCAGAGGCCAUCGAGGAAGUGAGGAACGGUGGCUGGACCUCGUGGAAGCCCCUGUGGAUGUGUGGCUAUGGACUCACACAGAGCACCGUCGGCAUCAUCGGGCUGGGGCGCAUAGGCCAGGCCAUUGCUCGGCGUCUGAAGCCAUUUGGCAUCCAGAGAUUUCUAUACACGGGCCGCCAGCCCAGGCCUCAGGAAGCAGCAGAAUUCCAGGCAGAGUUUGUGUCCACCCCCAAGCUGGCCGCCGAGUCCGACUUCAUCAUCGUGGCCUGCUCCUUAACACCUGCAACCAAGGGGCUCUGCAACAAGGACUUCUUCCAGCAGAUGAAAACCACGGCUGUGUUUAUCAACAUAAGCAGGGGAGAUGUGGUAAACCAGGAUGACCUGUACGAGGCCUUGGCUAGUGGGCAGAUCGCAGCUGCUGGACUGGACGUGACGACCCCGGAACCGCUGCCUACAAACCACCCGCUCCUGACCCUGAAGAACUGUGUGAUCCUGCCCCACAUUGGCAGCGCCACCUAUGGAACCCGAAACACCAUGUCCUUAUUGGCAGCUAACAACUUGCUGGCUGGCCUGAGGGGGGAGCCGAUGCCCAGUGAACUCAAGCUGUAGCCAGACAGGAGCUGCUGAGGGUCAGGAGGCCCACAGAGCCCUCGGAGUCUGUCAGGGAGCACGGGCUUGAUUUGGACCCACCGGAUGGGAGCCAAGGAAAAAAAGUCUCUGUUCUGAUCCUACAGAAAGAAGACUGGUGCUGAUACAGGGGCUUGCCGCAUUUGUGGUUGGAAAUACCUGAGCCAAAAGUAUGUGAUACUAUUAAAUAUCUUCCUGAGAGACUGUGUGGGACCUGUAACUAGGAGAAGUUAACAGGGGCAUCUGGUGACCUGAGGGUUCUGUUCCGUCCCCGGCCCUCACCCCCCAGCAUGUGAAUUAUGAGAACCUGUCCAGACUACCUUACCUCAACCCCUUAACCUAUCCCUCACUGAGGAUGGGACAGCCAAAGCCCAGUGGUGACCGUGGCACUUAAAUCUGCUACCUAGACCAUCAGAUUAAAUAUACAUGGCAAAGAGAA
This is a messenger RNA of Canis lupus familiaris (dog), 1521 nucleotides long. RefSeq names its product glyoxylate and hydroxypyruvate reductase (gene GRHPR). The coding region runs from base 78 to 1064 and encodes 328 amino acids. NCBI's taxonomy places the organism in Eukaryota, Metazoa, Chordata, Mammalia, Carnivora, Canidae. Gene Ontology annotation, cellular component: cytosol. The transcript has 9 exons. Gene Ontology annotation, molecular function: hydroxypyruvate reductase (NADH) activity; NAD binding; glyoxylate reductase (NADPH) activity. The record is from RefSeq and is a predicted model, not a curated record.